GCGAAAAACAUGAACGGUUUGAUUUGAGAGAGUAAGACAAAAUGAGGAAGAGGGUUCGUUCCUCUCCAUUUUCAACCAUUCCCCCAACUUCCAUUUCUUCGUAUCCAUUAAUUUCUUCAUUCCAUUUUUCUUCGCCCCUUUUUCCUCUUCUUCUUCUCUGUAUUUAUUUUUGGGUUCUUAAUCUGCUUAUUUGGAGCUGGAUCUGCCACCCAGCCCUCACACCCCCCGCCCCCACGGACCCCUCCUCUUCUCUUCUCUUCUCUUCUCUUCUGGCUCUUCCUUCUUUCCCCUUUUCCCCUUUAUUCCCUUUUCCUCUUCUUUUCUUUGCUCUUCUGGGGUCUCAUCAUCUCUGGGGGUCACCGCAUUUCUUGCUUUCUAAUCGCUUUUCUCUUUUAAUCAUCUCUGGGUUGUGAUUCUGGUGUCUUGAGGGAAUGUGGAGGGACGCUGGAGCUCCUGCUGAUUCUUUCUAUGAGGUUCGCCCUGAGUGCACCGAUGUUCCCAAAACCCGCUUCAAGAUCAGGGCUGGGAAGACCUUGAGUGUAAGAAAAUGGCAAGGAGCAUUCAAUCCCGAAGGCCAACUGGACAUUGCGAAGACUCUAAAUCGCAUUCAUCGUGGGGGGAUCCAUCCUUCAAUCAGAGGAGAAGUGUGGGAGUUUCUUCUUGGUUGUUAUGAUCCUACCAGCACCUAUGAGGAAAGAGAAGAGAUUCGCCAGCGUCGAAGGAUACAGUAUGCUACGUUUAAGGAAGACUGUCGACAGAUGUUUCCUGUCGUUGGAAGUGGUAGAUACAUCACAGCUCCUGUAAUCACAGAGGAUGGUACGCCUAUUCAUGACCCGCUUGUACUUUUGGAAACAAAUCCAGGGAGUGGUCCGCUUAUACCCCAAGAAUCAAAUUCACAAUCAAAUUCCUCUAAUAGUAUGGAACCUGUGACUGAUCCAAAAAUAAUUCAGUGGAUGCUUACUUUACAUCAGAUAGGUCUUGAUGUGGUUCGGACUGACAGAACAUUGGUGUUCUAUGAAAAGCAAGAAAACUUGUCGAAACUUUGGGAUAUUCUUGCUGUUUAUGCUUGGAUCGAUAAAGACGUUGGCUACUGUCAAGGAAUGAGUGAUCUUUGUUCCCCCAUGAUAAUGCUUCUCGAGGAUGAAGGCGAUGCGUUUUGGUGCUUUGAACGUUUGAUGCGCAGAUUGCGAGGGAACUUCCGAUGCACGGAUAGCUCUGUCGGUGUGGAGACUCAACUCAGUAAUCUGGCUGCUAUCACGCAAGUGAUUGAUCCAAAGCUCCAUCAACACUUGGAGACACUUGGUGGUGGCGAUUAUCUUUUCGCUUUCAGGAUGCUUAUGGUUUUGUUUCGUCGAGAGUUUUCGUUUUGCGAUUCUUUGUAUCUCUGGGAGAUGAUGUGGGCACUGGAAUAUGAUCCUGAUCAGUUCACAGUGUAUGAAGAACCUGAUGUGUGCAGUGAUAAAGGCGAUGGGUCGAAAGGAAAAGCAAAAGCGAUACGUCAAUGCGGGAAAUACGAGAGGGAGAACUUGAAAGCAAAGAACUCACAAGCUCCUCUUCCAAUCUCUGUUUUCCUUGUUGCUAGUGUGUUGAAAGAUAAGAGCACAAAGCUGCUUACAGAAGCUCGGGGUCUCGACGAUGUUGUGAAGAUAUUGAACGACAUGACUGGAAAUCUGGAUGCCAAGAAAGCAUGCACUGGAGCAAUGAAGCUUCACAAGAAAUAUCUAAAAAAGGCCAAGAAGCCAUAGCCAUAGAGAAAGCUGAAGCUAUGUCUUACUCCGAUGAUCGAGUUGAUCGGGGCAAGAGAUUAUCGUAUACUUGUCUGGCACGAACAGGUGGGCGGAAUUAAGUGGAAGUAUCCGAGUUUUCUGACCAGCUCUAUACAUUCCCACAUUUCAAAUUUGUUGUAUGUAAUUGUUCAUUUUCUUCUAUGAUUCUUUGUAACAAAUUGAUGGAUACGGACGUAAAUAUCAUUUGUAUACGGGAAAUAUUCCCACAGCAAUUCAUGAAUUUAUUAUUUAUUUUUUAAAUCUUU
Molecule: messenger RNA, 2032 nt
Organism: Cucurbita pepo subsp. pepo (vegetable marrow)
Lineage: Eukaryota; Viridiplantae; Streptophyta; Magnoliopsida; Cucurbitales; Cucurbitaceae
Source: RefSeq, a predicted model, not a curated record